Messenger RNA from Catharus ustulatus (Swainson's thrush), 2534 nucleotides. RefSeq names its product chromatin licensing and DNA replication factor 1 (gene CDT1). Bases 1 to 1941 code for a protein of 646 amino acids. The record is from RefSeq and is a predicted model, not a curated record. Gene Ontology annotation, molecular function: DNA polymerase binding; DNA binding. Gene Ontology annotation, cellular component: nucleus. The transcript has 10 exons. NCBI's taxonomy places the organism in Eukaryota, Metazoa, Chordata, Aves, Passeriformes, Turdidae. Gene Ontology annotation, biological process: mitotic cell cycle; DNA replication preinitiation complex assembly; DNA replication checkpoint signaling.
AUGGCCCAGCUCCGCCUCACCGACUUCUUCGGGCAGACAAAAGCGCCCACCGGAGCCCCGGCCAAGCGCAGCGGCGGCCCCCGGCUCAAGGCCGCCCUCGGCGGUUCCCCGGCGCACCGGGACGAUGAGGAUGGUGCCCCGGCGGGGCUCAGCGCCCGCUCGCUGCCGCUGCCCGGCUCUCCGCGCACCCCGGCCCGCGGGGGCUCCCCGGCCCUGCGGGGCCUGGCGGGCAGGAAGCGGAGCCGCCGGGAGAUGGAAGCGGGGUCACCGAUCGGGGCCCGUCUCGGGGAGCCCAGCGGGAAGUCAGCGCGGAAGAGGCUGGAGCUGCCCCGGGAUGCGGAGCCGGGGUCUCCGGGAGCGGCCACCAGCUCCUCGCCUCUGGCCACUCCUCGACCCCCCACACCCCUCUCACCGGACCUGGCCGUGUCCCCCUCGGCCACCACCACCGGCCAUGGGCAGGACACGGGGACAGAGCCCGGCCCAGCCCCCCCGGGGCCAGCCCGGCGCCUGCAGCGGGAGGACGUGGCCGAGCUGCAGGGCCGCCUGCAGAGGAUGAAGGUGAUGGGCCAGGUGCCCUCUGUCCCCAGCGGGACCAGCAGUGACCUGCGGAGCCGCCUGGAGCGGGUGCGGCAGCUGGAGCUGCGCGUCCGGCAGAGGAGAGCGGGGACUGGGGACACCAGGGAUACCAGGGACACCAAGGACACCGGGACAGCAGCUUCUGAGGGAGACAGCAGGGAUGGGACAGGGUGGGAGGUGGCACUGUGUCAGCAGCAGGACCCUGACCCCUGUCCUGUCCUUCCCUGCAGCAAGAAGCCCCCGGCCUACCAGCGGUUCCACACUCUAGCCCAGGAGCUGCCCCCGGGGCUGACGCUGCCCUACAAGUUCCGGGUGCUGGCAGAGAUGUUCCGCAGCGUGGACACCAUCACCGGGAUGCUCUUCAACCGCUCCGAGACUGUCACCUUCGCCAAGGUCAAGCAGGGCGUGCAGGACAUGAUGCGCAGGCAGUUCGAGGAGCGGCACCUGGGGCAGAUCAAGGCCGUGUAUCCCAGCUCGUACCGGCUGCGCCAGGAGAAGAACGUCCCCACCUUCGGCAGCAGUGGGAAGAAGUCUGAGUAUCAGCUCACGCUGGAGCCAGUGCUGGGGGAAGAGGAGAAGGUGGAUGGGCGCCCGCACCUGUCGGCGUCACGGCUGCUGGAGCGCCGGAGGGAAUUCCACCGCAACCUGGUGAACAUCGUCAGGGAGCACCACAAGGCAUUCCUGGCUGCCCUCAGCCCUCCCAUGGUGGUGCCAGAGGAGAAGCUGACCCGGUGGCAUCCCCGCUUCAACGUGGAUGAGGUGCCGGACGUGAGCCCCGCGGAGCUGCCGCGGCCGCCGCAGGAGGACAGGCUGAGCACAGCCCAGGAGGUGCUGAACACAGCCAGGGGGAUGCUGAGCCCCAAGAUGGAAAAAGCUCUUGCCAACCUGGCCCUACGAACGGCCGGAGCCGAUGCGGGGGAACCGACGCUUCCCAAAACCCCAACCCCUGCCAGCACCUCCAGCGCGCUCAAAGGGGUGUCCCAGGAGCUGCUGGACCGCGUGCGGGCGAAGGAGGCGCGGCGGCUGCAGGCGCUGCUGACCCGGGACGCGCGGCAGGAGGAGCGGGCGGCGCGGCUGGCGCGGCUGCCGGCCAUGGCGCGGGUCCUGCGCGGCCUCUUCGUGGCUGAGAAGAAACCUGCACUCAGCAUGGAGCUGCUCUGUGCCCGCCUGGCUGACAGCUGCCCCGAGCUGGUGGCACCUGGUGAGAUGGAGAAACACGUGCGGCUCCUGGCGGAGGUGCUGCCCGACUGGGUGGGUGUUCACACCCUCAGGACGGACACCUACGUGAAGCUGGACAAGGAGAAGGACCUGGGCCUCGUCACUGAGAGGCUCAACAAGCUGGCCAAGGAGGCUGGAGCUCUCUAAACCCCUCAAGGGUUGAGUUUUUUUCUGUGCAAUCUCCUGGAAAUGUAGCAGAUCCCAACAGCUCUCUGAGUUCUGGGGUGGGCUGGAGGGAGGCUCGUCCUCAGCAGUGGCUGGGGAAGGGCAAAAUGCCUUAAUUUAAUUAAUUCCUGUAGUGGGGUCCCUGAGGAUUGUAGCUCCCCUAGUCCCUGAGCAAUCCUGUGGGUGAUGGUGAACGCAGCCCUAGCCUGAGGAACCUUUCCCUCCUGUGUUUUGAAGGUUCAGUGCAUGAGGGGUCUCCUCAAGGUCCAAUUUCAGAGGUUUCUUCCAUUAACUGGGUCCUGGUGGGGUGAAGGCAGAACAGGGCAGGCUGAGGGUGACAAACAGGAAGGAGUGAGAGAAAAAGUCACAGUUUGAUGUUCCUGGAGCUUUGGGCCUCGUUCUGUUUUUAAGGGAGGGAAAAUGCAUCUUCCAGUCCUCGCUGGAAACAACUGCAGGACUUGUCAAAACACAUUUGUAUUAAAUGUUUUAAAUAUAGCUGACUUGUGUUAACCCAGUGCUCUUCCUCGCUGCCUGUCUCGUGGUUCUCCAUGGCAAUUGGCGCUGGGAAGGGCUGG